Chlamydomonas reinhardtii is the source of this 10309-nucleotide messenger RNA. RefSeq lists its product as uncharacterized. Gene Ontology annotation, molecular function: mRNA binding. The coding region runs from base 143 to 9802 and encodes 3219 amino acids. Lineage: Eukaryota; Viridiplantae; Chlorophyta; Chlorophyceae; Chlamydomonadales; Chlamydomonadaceae. The transcript is spliced from 27 exons. The record is from RefSeq and is a predicted model, not a curated record. Gene Ontology annotation, cellular component: DSIF complex. Gene Ontology annotation, biological process: transcription elongation by RNA polymerase II; regulation of transcription by RNA polymerase II; regulation of DNA-templated transcription elongation.
UACGAGCAAGAGCGGCUUGCGACGAGGAGCUAGUUCUAGAAGACGGUUCGUUUUGGAGUGCCUGCUGUUCACUGUGCAGCUUGUUUGGCAUAAUGUGCUGAUAAAUGACUGGUAGAUAAUAUCCUUGAAGGGAGAGGGCCGGAUGGAUGCGACGACCGCCCUCUCUACCUCGAACGCAACCGCCUCUGUGGCGCUGCGAGCAGGCGAACGCGCCGGCGGUCGGUGCGGCGCUCAUGUGUGGCUCAAUCAGCAGCAACCUGUGGCGCAGCCUCGACAAGGGGCGUUGGUCCGGUUGCCGGCCCCCUCGCGUGGCGCCCAUGGCAGCCAGCGAGGACAGUUCGCGCUGGCCGCAGCUGUGGGCGAUGAGCAGAUGCUGUUGAGCAUGAUGCUUGACCCGGGCAUUUCCCGCGACCGCCGCGACGGCACAGCUUCCGCCAGCAGCCUGUCUCGGGCACAGCAGGCCACAUGGGUGCCCCGGCGCCGCGGCGCCGCGCCAGGGCCACUGCGGCAGCAGCAGCAGCACGGGCACGGGCGGCGUCCGCAGCACAGCACGCUAUCGGCAUCCGCGAGGCGCAGCGAGGGGCCGACAGCCGAACCCAAACCGGAUCCGGAUCCCGGGCCUCCGCCGGAUCAGGCCGCUGCUGAUGCAGACGCGGAGUCCAGCGGGCCGCAGUCCGGGUUUGCGGCCCGGCGCCACGCGGCGCCGGCGGCGCGGCAGACGGUGGCGCGGGGGACAGCCUCGCGCCACCGCAACGCCACGGCCAGCCUGCCGGUUGCGGAGGUGCCGGAUGCUGAUGGCGAGGCCGGGGCUGGGGCUGGGGCUGGGCUCGGAGGCGAGGAGAGGCAGCUGCCCGCUGUGUUUCUCAGCGGCCGCGCCGUCAGCACCGGCUACCUCACACCGGAGCUGCUGCUGCUGCCGCCGGAUCAGCUGGAGGAACGGCUCACGCAGCUGUGGAUGGACACAGGCUCGGUGCAGAAGAUCAACUCGCACAGCAAUCACGCCUGCGACCGGCUGCACAUGCUGGCAGACGCGGGCUGGCUGGGGCCGCCCGCUGUGGCUGCUGCUGCCCCCCGGGGACGGGGCGACAACAGAGCUGGGCUAGCGGCGGCGGAGGCGGCGGUGCGGGCGGCGCAGGAGCGGGCGCUGGCGGCGGUGCGGGCGGCGGCAGCGGGUGGCGGCUAUGCGUUGCCGGUGCCGGAAGUCUUCUUGUCCAAGCGCCUCUACAAGACGAACUACAUGACAUUGGAGUUGCUGAUGGGGCCGGUGGCGGAGCUGGAGGCUAAGAUGGUGGAGGAGUGGUCAGGGCUGGAAACACCUCUCAAGUUGAUGCGCCAUAAGGCCGAGGCGGAUAAUCGCCUGCGGGCGCUGGAGGCCGCGGGCUGGUUCAGUGCCAGCGCCGGCGGCAGCAGCGGGAGCCGCCGCGGCACCGGGAGCCGCGGCACACGCAGCACGCAAAGCGCUGGCGGCAGCGGCGCUGCCGGCCAGGCCCAGCUUGGGCAGCUGACGCCAGCAGACCUGGAGGAGCGCCUGAACGUGCUGCACCGUGUGUGUCGCCCGCUGCGCGCCAGAUUCACCUCAGAUCCGGAGACGGAUCCGGAGGCGGAUGCAGCUGCUGGUGAUGCUGCUGCUGAUGUUGUCGACGAUAAUGAUGGUGAUGAUGGUGAUGAUGAUGAUGUGCCGGCUGGAGGCAACGCAGUGGCGUCGAAGCCACUGGCGAUGCGGCAACUGGCAGCGGCGCAGUCAGGGGCGGGGCAGGCGGAGCAGGCGGCGCAUCUACAGAUGGUUCGGGGGGACGGGUACGUGCUGGAUCGCCAGCGGCGUUCCGGCGGAACCUUCGUGCCGGUCGGCACCGCCUAUCUCACCAAGUCCUGGCUCCUAGCGGCGUGCGGAGAGCCGCUUUCCGUUGAAGAGGAGGGCCCGGAGGCUGCGGACGCGCGCCUGGCGGCGGCGGCGAGCAACACGGUUGCCGCCAUGGCGGCGGCGGCCGCAACGGCGGCGGCGCGGGGCGGACCGAGCUGCCCGGGCUUGGCAGUGGCGCUUGUGGAGAAGAUGCGCGUCAUCUGCCCAACCAAGGACUCCGUGUGCUUCCACUCCAGAAAAGCGCGCAAGCUGCUCACGGAGCUCGGACAGGCCCGCGGCUGGGCGCCGGAGGUGCGCGCGGCGCGUGACGCCGCGGCGGUGGAGUCCCGGCGCAUCAGCUCCCUCGCGCUGGAGGCUUACCAGGCCGCGAGCCCGGAGCUGGCAGGGCUGCAGCCGCGGCAGCUGGCGGCGCACCUGCGUGUGGCGUGGCGAGAGAAGUUCGCUGCCACGGUGCAGAGGCUGGUGCCAAUCGUGGAGGAGCGGCUGCGCGGGAUGGCGGCGGCCGGCUCGCACCCCGCGCCGCAUCUCCUGGAGGCGCAGGUGGCGGCGGUGCGGCUGCUGCCGCUGCAGUGGCUGCCAUUGGAGCAACUCAUGACUGGGAGCCUGCCGCCCACCCCCGCGGCCGCAGCGCCGGCGCUGACAGGGAAGGGCAAGGCGGCGCGCAAGGCUGCCAGCCGUAGCACGAAAAGCGGCAGCAGCGCCGGGGCUGUAGGCGACGAGGCGGCGGAGGCGGAGGCGGAUCGCGAUCGGGAGCAGCUGCUGCAGCUGCUGCGCGGUCUGAGCGGCUCGGAGCUGUUGGAGCUGCUGGAGGCCAAGAUCAGCGACUGGCAGCUCAAGACGCUGUGCCUGGCGGAGAGCGAGGCGGAGGCGGCGCUGCUGACCGCCUUCAAGGAGGGCCGCUGCAGUCAGGAGCAGCUGCGGGACAGGUUGUCCGUGCUGUCAACUGCCAAGUGGCGGCUGCUGUGCCAGCCGGGCAGCAGCAGCAGCGGCACCAGUGGCAGCAACGGCUCGGAGGCUCCUGCGCCAUUGGCAGACGCCACAGGCGCCGUGGUUGAGGGCGUUGUCAGCGACAGCUAUGACUCGGAGGAGGACAAUGAGGAUGAGGAUGGGGAUGAGGAUGAGCUGGAGGAGGGGGAGGCGGAGGGUGGGGGCAAGCGCGGGAGCCCGCUGGUGGGGCUGGAGCUGGCGCUGCGGCCGCCGCAAGAGGUGGUGGCCGCGGUGCGGGCGGCGUGCGUUGAGCAGCCGCUGGUGUCUUGGCGGACACACGCCCAGCGGGUGCGGCUGCAGGCAUACCGCGCCCAGGCGGCGGGGCUGCUGAGUGAGCAGCAGUGCGAGGCGCUCCGCAAGGCGCUCGCCAAGGCGUUCCGCAAGAAGAAGACGAAGAAGCCGUCGCCUUUGUCGCGAGCCGCCUGGCUCACGCCGCAGCUGCUGGCGCUGCCGCCGCCGCAGCUGGUCGGCGCUCUGCGCGAGGGCUUGUUGGUCCACAACAACACCCGGAACGAGCUACGCAGCCAGGUGCGCGCAGCGCUGUUGCGCGUGCGCACCCUCUACGGCCUCCGGCACAAAGCCGGCGCCGUCAGCUUCGAUGAGGAUGGACAUGUCGAUGAUGAUGACGACAGUAAUGAGGGUGGUGUUGCUGGUGCCGGUGCCGGUGUUGAGGCCGGCACUGGGACGGAUGGCGGCGGCGGUGCUGGCGGCGGCGGCAGCGCGGCGGCGGCGCUGGGGGUGCGCGUGGGCGACGAGGCGGCGUUCGCGGCGGCGCGCGCCGCGGUGGAGGAGGCGGGGGUGCAAGCGCUGCAGGAGAUGUAUCGCAUGCGGCGGCAGCGACUGGGCGUCAACGCAGGCGAUGACGCAGACGACGAGUGGGAGGGCAGCGCGCGUAGCGCAGGUGCCGGCCCUCGCACCAACACCGAUGGAAGCAGUCUCGAGGGCGCGGGCGGACAGGAGCCCGGCGACGGCAGCCCUGCCAUCGAUGGCGAGGCGUCGGACAUGGAGGCGGCGGAGGCGGCGGAGCAGCUGCGGCGGCGGCAGGUGGCGGCGGGGCUGGGGGCGGGGCUGCAGGGCCUGCCGCCGCGGGAGCUGGCAAAGCGGCUGGGGCUGGUGGUCACGUUGACGCCAGAAGAAGUGCCGGUGGCGCUGCUGGACCCCAUGGUCCAGCACGUGCUGCGCUCCGACAUGCGCCGCCCGCGCCGCGCCGCCCAGCUCGCCGACUACCUCGCCGCCUCCGGGCUUGACAGCGAGGGCCGCCGGCGGCUGCUGCUGCCGCUGCGGCGGCGGCUGGACCGCGUGGAGGCGGCGGGGCUGGUGCAGAAGGAGCGCGUGGCGGAGGGCGACGCGGUGUCAAAGGACGCUGUGAUCAUGCUGCAGCUGCGCUCGCACGAGCUGCUGCUGCGCGUGCUACUGCUGGCGGCGUGUAGCGUGGCGCCUGCCGGUUCGGGUGAUGCGGGUGGCGAGGGCGCGGCAGGCGCGGGGGUUGCAGGGCUGGAGCCGGGCGUGUGGCCGGGCAUGGCGGGGCCGGUGCUGCAGCUGGCGCCCGAGGAGCGCGAGGCGCUGUUUGUGGGGGGCCUGGUGCCGCGGUGCGGCGGCCGCCUGAGCGAGGAGCAGCUGGCGGCGGCGGUGUCGGAGAUUGCGGUCGGCUUGGCGCCCAUGUCGCCACCCAACAAGAACUCGCUGAUCCAGAACACGCGGCGCAACCUGCGCCGCGCGUUUGAGGUGGGCAUGGCCAGCGAGGCGGGGCUCAAGCAGGCGGAGAUGCUGCUGCGGCUGGCGUCGGCGCAGGCGGCCUUCAUGCGAGCGGGGAAGAGUCUGGAGGAGGCGGCGGAGGCGGCGCUGGCGGCGGAGGAGACGGAGGCGGCGCGGCAGGAGGCGUCGGCGGCGGGGAUACCGAGCCCCGCGUUCUGGGAGCAGGCGGCGCAGGGGCUGGAGGCGCGGGAGGUGGCUGUGGGGGCGCUGGUGGAGCAGUGGCGGCCGCUGGGACCCAAGUCGCGGUUGGCGCUGCGCCGGCGCAUUUAUGCCUGGCUGGGCAGCGCUGCACUGGAUGGUGACAUCAGCUCACUGGCCGCCAAGAACGCGAUGCAGGUGAUGAAGGGCGCCACUCUGGAGCUGCGACGAGAGUGGACGCGCGUGGUCAUGGCUGCGGGCCGCAGCGCGCGCGACGGCUUGGAUGAGGAUUACCUGGAGGCACUUAUGACCGACCUGUCUGCGAUGCCGUCUGACGUGGAGAGCGAAGGACAGGGCCAGGCGGACGCGGCGGCUGGCGUCGCAGCCAGCAGCAGGGGCGGGAGCGAGGGCGAGGAGGGGUCUGGUGCCGAUGGCGACGACGAGGCGGAGGCUGCAGAGGAAGGCACAAGGCGGCGCCGUGGCGCAGGCAAAGGCGACAGCGAGAUGGCAUCCGCGGCGUUGGGAGAGGCGGCACGCGGCGCCGGCACGCCGGCUAAGCGCUCCGUGUCGUCCAAGCGGGGCACCAGUCGCAGCUACAUCAUUGCGCCCAAGCUUGCGGAGCUUGAGCCAGAGGCGCUGCGCGAAGGACUGGUGCACGAGCUAGCUGGUCUUGAAGCCAACAAGCGCAAGCACAUGGUCGUCCGGGUUCGCGAGGUGCUGCGCAAGCGCUUCGCGGAGGGCAGCCUGGACGGAGAGGGGCUGAGGGUGCGGCUGGAGGUGGUGGCGACCGCCAGUCGGGUCGUGGGCACCAUGCUUCAGCGCGCCGCCGGCAUCCGCACUAGCAUGAUCCGCUGGGGAGCCGGCCGCAACGCCAGGACCGCCAAGAGCGCCGACGCACGCAGGCUGCAUGAGGGAGAGCAGGGGGCGGACUGGGAAGGGACGGAGGCUAGCGAGGCGCAGGCUAGCGAGGCGGAUUUUGAUGAUGAGGACGCGGAGCUUUCGGAGGAGGCAGGCGACUUCCUGGCUACACAGGCACGAGGGCCGGGGCGGCGGCUGGCGACAGCCAAGCUCACCCCAGAGCAGCGCGCGGCACUGCCUAUCGCGUUGCAGCUGCUAGAGCCGGCGCAUCUGCAGCGCACGCCGCCGCAGCAGCUGCAGAAGGAGCUGACCACGGCUUGGGCGGCCCUGGACCCACACACGCAGGAGAACCACCACCAGUACGCUCGACAGCGCCUCCGCGCGCUCCGCAUGGAGGGCCGCUUGACUGACGACGAGUACAACGGCCGCCUCAACGCCUUCCUGGGCGCCUCGCGCGCGGUGCGCCUCGCGCGCGCCGGCGCCAGCAGCGGCCGCUGGAGCGGCGUGGCGCAGGCGGUGCAGAGCGCGGCGGUGGCGCUGGUGCGGGCGGCGCCGGCGGCCGGCGGCGAGCACGGUGCCCUUGCGGCGCUGGAAGCGGUGCGGUCCAGCCUGGCAUAUCAGUACGCCGAUGACGAGGGGGGCUUCGCGGCGGCGGUGGCCGCCGACGCGGCGGACUCCGGCGUGGUUGCGGCUGAGUCACCCAUGGCAUCGCUGGAAGUGCUGCAGCAGCGCGCGGAGGCGCUCCGGGUGAAGCGGGAGCGGGCGGGUGAUGCGGCGCCGUCCGCCCACGCCGAGCCUGCGGCCGAGCCUGCGGCCGGGGUGGUGGCGUCAGGGGAGGCCGGUGGCCAGUACGAGUUUGUGUUGACGGCAGUGCUGGGCAUGGAGCCGGAGUCGCUGCUGCGGCGCUGGGCGGCGCUACCUUACCGGCGGUUCACAAGCCUGCUGACGAGCAACCGGCGGCUUCUGCAGCAGGCGGCUGAGCCGCCGCUGGAGCUGCUGACGCAAGCGCAGCUGGCGGUGGCGAAGCUGGAGCUAGAUCUGUGGAACGAGAUGGCAAAGGUGCUGCGAAAGGACAUUGCCAGCGUGGCGCUGUCGCGCAGCGUGUCGGCGCGAGCGAACGCACGGCGCGAGGAGGGGGCGGUGCAGGGCCCGAAGGCCGGCGGGCCCAGGACCGCCUCCACCGCCCGACUGAGUCUGCAGCAGAUGCUGCACUUCAGGCCCGCACUGAUCGGUCGCCUGAUAGGCAUGGGCGUGGACCUGUCGGAGCCGCCUGACGUGGCGGCGGCGGCUGCGGCCCUGGACGGCGCCGCCGGUGCUAGCAGCGGCAGCGGCAGCGGCAGCGGUGGCGGUGGCGGUGGGACGCGGGCGUACGGCCGUACGACGCGUGUGAUGGGGCAGAUACAGGCGGGCGCGCACCAGCCCUACCACGCCUAUCAGUCGCAGCUUCCUGACGUCGAGCCAGACUCGGAGCAGCUGGAGCAGGAGGGGCAGCCGGGCGCGCAGGCGGGCGCGCAUCAGGCGGCCGGUAGCACCAGCACCGACGGCGGCGGCGGCGGCGGCGGCCUGUCCCCGGCUGCGGCUAGGAAGCUGAUGGCCGCCGGCCGCAAGUCGGAGGCGAUGUUGGACCACCGCAGUUAUGAGCGCCUCAAGGCCUUGCUGCAGGAGAAUCCGCCUCUGUCAAAGCUGCUGGCGCCGCCUCCCCAAUGUCGCGCCGCCGCAAUUGAGCACUUCACAGCUGUGGGUGGAGUGAAGGAGGUCAAGCACAAGGCGCAGGCGAUGCUGGAGCUGCGGCGGCGGCUGGAGGCGCUGGCGCACUGGGGCAUCAUCGGGCCCAAGCUCCUCAUGCAGCAGCUGGAGGCGCUGCUGUCGGUGUCUCGCGCCUGGCCGUACAUCAUGCGCGGCGCGGAGUUUGACCUUGAGGCGGGGGUGGUCAAACUCGAUGACGCGGCACGCAAAAACCCGCUGUACGAGGAGCUCAUAGCGCUGAGCGACCCCCGGGAGCUCUCGGAGUGGCUGGCUGGCCGGUGGCGCGAGCUGCCCACCGCGGAGGCGCGGCACCGGGACUCCAACAACCUGCGCUGGCGACUGCGGCAGCUUGUGGAGCGAGGCGUGGUGGACGGCGACGCGGCGGCGGCGCGCUGGCAGGCGGUGCUCACGCUCAAGAGCCGCUGGCUGCAGUACACAGAGAUGGGCUGGAGCCUGGAGCAAGUGUUGAAGGCCGGUUACAAGUACGAGCGGGCCAACCUGUUCCAACAGCCCACGGCGGGCACCAAGGAGGCCCAGCCACGCAAGCCCCGCGCCAAGCCCGGCGACGGCUCCGCUGGGGACCUGGAGGGAACCGUUGCGGUUGCCAGCACGCGUAACCGUGUCGGGCGGCCUCGCCUCCUAGACAGCAGCAAGUCGGGCGCCGGCGGCGCCCGGCUGCUGCGCAGCACGCGCCGCACGGGCCGGCGCGGCGUCAAGCGUGCUGCGCGUGGCAUAGACUCCACCUAUGACGAGGACCUGGUGGAGACGCUGGAGGGACUGGGCCUCACGGACGCGGCGGAGGCGGCGGCGCGGUCGCUGGAUCUUCAGGGCGCGGAGGAUCGGGCGAGAGAAGACCGGCGGUGGGCGUCGCGCGCGCGGCUGCCGCCGCGUCCGCCGGUGAAGUCGCCGCACACGUCGGGCGCCGCUGGCGGGGUGUUGGACGUGGAGGCUGUCGUGGUGGGCCCGCCGCCCAAGGCGCAGGCGGCGGCGGUGUCAGGGCCGAAGGCGGCGGCGGCGUCGGCGGCGGUGGCGGCGGCAGCGCCUGUGCCAGGCAGGGCGGCGCUGCCCCCGGCGCCGGUCGAGGAGGUGCCGCCCGACGUUCUGAACAAGGUGGCCCGGCUUAUGGAGCUGGCGCGGCGGCAGCGCAGCCACCUGUUCGCGCUGCAGGGGCUGCAGGGGCUGCAGGGGCUGCAGGGGCUGCCGGCCGCGUCGGGCGGCGCCGCCCUCACGGGCGCCGCCACGAGCGGCAAUGGCGUGCCGCACCAGCCGUCGCCGCCAGAGGUGGUCGCCGCCGCCAAGGCGACUCUAGACGCGGUGGAAGCCAGGCUGGCCGCCUGGCGCGCGCAGCUGCCGGCAGCUGCCCUCUCCCGCCUGGACCUGAUGGACCGAGUCGCGCAGGAGGCGGAGCACCGCCAACUGCUGGAUGCGGCAGCGGCGGCGGCGGCGGCGGCGGCGGCGGGGGCGGCGGCGGCGGCGGCGGGGGCGGCGGCGGCGGCGGGCCCACUGACAGCGGCGCCGCCGCCGACCCCGGCGGCGGCGAUCACAGCAGCUCCUGCAGCACCGCCGCGCGUCUCGACGCCGACAGGUGCUGGUGCAAUUCCCAGUGUGGCUGCAGCGCCUGCAGCGGCGCAGGGUCAGCCGGGGCCUGGGGCAGUGGCGGCGGUGGCGUCUGCAGGGCCUGCUGCGUCGACGGGUGCCGCAGGCAAACGGAAGGGUGCGCGGCGAGCCACGGCUGACACCCUGCCGCCGCCGCAGGGGCCCGCUGCGGACCUGGAGCAGGUGGCCGCGGCGGGGGGAGGAUCCUCAGGCGCCGCAAGAAGCACAAGCUCCGGCCCGAGUGCCUCGAGUAGUAGCAGUAGCAAUAGCACUAGUGGCAGCACUACUGUCGGAGGCAGCACUAGCGGAGGCAGCGGAGGCAGCACUGCUGGCGGAGGAGGCAGCACUGGCGGCGGAGGUAGCGGAGGCAGCUGGCUGGCUGCUGCGCGCGAGCGCAUGCGGGCGGUGACGACCUCUGGUCCGGCGGAUGCUGCUGCGGCCGCUGCAGCCGCCACGCCUGGCAGCACCGCAGUAGCCCCGCCGGCUGCUGCUGCUUCGCCACCGACCACGGCGGAUGCGGCCGCCAGCACGACGGCGGCGGCAGGGGCGGCUGUAGCAGGCACGGGGCGGCAGCGGCAGCAGCGAGGCACGGUCGCGCUGCCGGCGGCACGCGGCGCCAAGGCCUCUGCGAGCAAGAGCCCGGCAAGCCACGCGCUUGCUGAUGUGGGCGAGGACGGGGGUAGCAGUAGCGAUGAGAGCACUCGGGGGAGCGGCAGGACCGGCACCGGCGGCACCGGGGUCAAUGGUAGGGCCAACGGGUUCCAGAAGCAGCAGGAGCAGCUGGUGCAGAAUGGAGCAGCAGUGGAUAUUUCGCAGCUGAAGAGCAAGUUCUUUCCGGGUGCCGCGACAGCGGCCAAGUAGGUAGGGGCGGGCUUCCUUGCGCCGCAUUUUCUACCUGGAGCCGCAACAGCUAGCAACGAAGUAAGUACUCGUACGUUCUGCAUGGUUCAUGCUGGGCGGCGUAUCGAGCCUACCCUAGCAAGAGCAUGAGUGCGAGGUGCUCGAGACAUAGAGCAAGACGGCCCUGGGGUUCACUAUCAGAGUGAGAACUGCGAGGUGCUUUGAGAUCUGGAGCACGCAGCGCAUUGUUGUUGUGUGGAGUGUAGGGGUUUGGACAUUGUGCAGGUGCAGACAGGCAGCUAGAAGGCAUCAGGCGGAACAAUUGUACGGUUUACAUCGGACUGUUUGCACGUUUGGUGGGCUUCAAACGACGAAGUUCGUUGCUAGCCUUUCGACUGGCAGGGUUUGCGGCAACACUGGGGUUGGUGGACCUGACUACUGCGACUUGGACAGCACGGUGCUGUAAUGUGUACUUGGUUGUAUUCGUACACUCAGGUUGUCCCGUACAUCUUGUAACGUCACAAGCAU